This is a messenger RNA of Harpia harpyja (harpy eagle), 813 nucleotides long. RefSeq lists its product as uncharacterized. The record is from RefSeq and is a predicted model, not a curated record. The transcript is spliced from 3 exons. Bases 1 to 813 code for a protein of 270 amino acids. Lineage: Eukaryota; Metazoa; Chordata; Aves; Accipitriformes; Accipitridae.
AUGGUCAUUUAUGAAAAAACGCUUUCAGGUGAUGAACCUGCACCAGUCAAUAUGAAGUAUCGUGAUAGGGCCGUCGCGCCCAGCCAAGAUGGAGGCGCCGGAGGGAGGCAGCGGGUCGGGCCGCUGCCGCCGGCCGCCUUCCUCCGGGGCCCGGCUCACCUCCCCUCCCCUCCCCUCCCGCUCCGGGGCCCGGCAGCCCCGUUCGCUCAAGCGGACGAGGGCGAUCCCAGGGCCGUGGCCUCGGCAGCGGCUGAGGGGCGUUGUGAGCGGCCGCUCGCACGGCCGGGCCGCGGCCGACGGCGCCCGCGAGGGCGGGUGCGAGGUCCCGGGGGGAGCGGAGCGGAGCGGAGCCCAGCCCGGGGCAAGGCCACCGUCCAGCCGUUGGGAAAGCCGCCACGUACGAGGCGGCGGCGGCGGCGGCUGCGGCGCGGCCGGAGGCCGGCGGGGCGGCAGCGGUGCGGGUCGAGCCGCCCGCCGGCACUGCGAGGCUCGGCGCUCCGUCCGCCCCUCUUGGCGCUUGGCCUUCCUUUCGGUUUAGGCGAAGCACAGACGCGUACGUCAAAUGCCCGUUUUCUACUUCCACCCCUGCGUUUCUGGGAAAGGAAGAAUGUGACACGAGAGAAAGGCAGAACUUGCUUGCUUCCCCCCGGGAAACCUGGUCUGCCUUCACGGAGAGAGGAAAGGAGGCCGAAGGUGUACCUGCAUUCAACACGGGUGCAUUCAGAAAAUCAUGAACGUCUGGAUAAGUGUAAAAUCUGCAGGACUGGGACAAAAAGUCAGCGCAGCCAGAUGACAAAGUUGAACAUAAUUUAA